This is a messenger RNA of Raphanus sativus (radish), 977 nucleotides long. RefSeq names its product bZIP transcription factor 27-like. Gene Ontology annotation, molecular function: DNA-binding transcription factor activity. The coding region runs from base 228 to 698 and encodes 156 amino acids. Gene Ontology annotation, cellular component: nucleus. The record is from RefSeq and is a predicted model, not a curated record. Gene Ontology annotation, biological process: positive regulation of DNA-templated transcription. Lineage: Eukaryota; Viridiplantae; Streptophyta; Magnoliopsida; Brassicales; Brassicaceae. The transcript is spliced from 3 exons.
AUGACAAGAUUUUUUUUUAUUUCCACAAAAUUUACAUCUUUGUCUCUUCUGCUGGACCAAAUCUAUUGGGAGAGAUUGAAAGAGAAGAAGCUAUCUCUCUCUUCUCUGCCCUCUCAAAGCUAUAAGACAUUUGACAUCCCAAAACAAGAGAAAAAGCUUUAUAUGUUGUCAUCACUGAUCAGCACAGCACCAGAUCAAUCAUAGUGUUUUUUUUCAAUUCCCUCAUUAUGGAAGAAGUAUGGAAAGAAAUCAACCUUGCUUCGCUUCACCAACGUCGCCAGCUAAACAUUGAUCAUGAGCCUUUGAAUCAGGAACUACCACCAUUGUCUUCCUCCACUCAACACGGCUCUUUUCUUCCUCCUCCUGCAACUGUUCUCAGCUUAAACCCUCACUCCAUUGAUACCCACUUUGAUGAAUCUUCGAGGUUUGGUUGUUCUGAGAAGAAAAGAAGCCAAGAUUCUGAUGAAAGCAGAGGAGACAGAAGGCAUAAGCGUAUGACCAAGAACAGAGAAUCUGCUGUUCGUUCCAGAGCCAGGAAACAGGCAUAUAUAAACGAGCUGGAGCUUGAAAUCGUUCACUUGCAGAAGGAAAAUGCAAGACUCAAGAGACAAGAAGAGCAGAUGCAGUUGAAAAUGGCUGAAGCAACUCAACACCAAACAAAGAAAAUACUUCAACGGUCUUGGACAUGUCCUUUUUGAGAAAAUCAACAAGUCAUCAUGGUGCAGAGAAGAAGCAAAAGAUCUGUACAUUUUUACCUAAGGUAAACUUGGCAAGGUAGUAAUUUAAGGGAGUGUAGAAAUAUAUCUAGAGAAGGAAAAAAAAAACUUUUGAAUUAUGUACUGUUUUCAACUUAACCUGUGCUCUAGUGCAAAUCACAGAGUAACAUAUGAGGUUCUGUUUUCACUUCUCACUGUUUUACCCAUUACUGCACUGUAAUACUUGUUCACUAUCAGUUAUUGACUUCUUCUUUUUGUGUA